Molecule: messenger RNA, 2556 nt
Organism: Dicentrarchus labrax (European seabass)
Lineage: Eukaryota; Metazoa; Chordata; Actinopteri; Moronidae
Exons: 9
Coding region: 138-1211 (357 amino acids)
Biological process (GO): T cell costimulation; immune response; positive regulation of T cell proliferation
Cellular component (GO): external side of plasma membrane
Source: RefSeq, a predicted model, not a curated record
AAUGGGAGAAGUGACAGGACAGGAGACACUAUUUAAAACACACAGGGCUGUGGCUCUGGCAGCAUCAGUGCUGUAACCUUCCUGCCUCAGUGGAUUCUAUCAUUUUUAGCACUGUAGGAGGAAGAGGGAAGGACAAGAUGUUUCCUCUGUGUAUUUUGGUGGUGUUGCUGUGUCUUCAGUGUGGAGGGGUCUACAAUGCCUUUCAUAUAAUGGACAUGCUGGACCUUCAGGUGGAGUUAGGGGAGUCUGCAACCUUGCCCUGCAACGGCUCCGCCUUCCUAGAGGAGGAAGGGAGUGUCCAGUGGGAGGCGAUGGGGAAGGAUGUGGCAAUUCUGCGGGGAGGCGAGCCAGGGCUGGGCGACAAAUUUAAGUCCCAUAAUUCCUUCCAAGACCGGGUCCAGUUGCCCUCAGAAGAGCAGCUCAGGGAAGGAGACUGGUCUGUGGUCCUCCAGAACACGGUGUUUAGUGACUCUAAUGUGUACGAGUGCAUUUUGGAAGGAAGAAAAACCAUAUCAACAGUAUGGCUCACAGUCACAGUGCCCAAACUUGAGAAUAUCAUAGUGAAUGAGGGUAACGUGGCGAAGCUAUCAUGCUAUAUUCCGAUCUCCAGAAGCCAGUCCCUCGAAGGCCUGCACGUCUGGUGGACCAGGAAUGGCAGUACUAUAGGGUCAAUACAAGAUCAGAUUUCUGUGGUGGAUUAUUCAGAGGAUAUUCUUCGAAUGUCUAUACGGAGGGAUGAUAAAGUAGGAUUUGACGACAAAGUAGGAUUUCAUCUUAUGAUCCACACAGUGAUGAGUGACUCUGGAGCCUACGGCUGUUUGUAUAACACCAGGGAUUCUGACAAUCCCAGACCUGGGGAACCAGAGAGUAUCACAGUCAUUGUGCUGGAAACAAACCCAACAGAUACUGUUUUCCUGCCUGAUGAGACAACCACAGCAACAGAGGACUGGGUCAGUACAUCACUCUUGCCUGUAACAACUUUGAGAGAAGAGGUGAAUGAGGUUGAAACCACUGAAACCCCACUUGAUCCCACUCCUGUUCUCCUGGAAGAUUCCACACAGCCAACAGAGGCCCUCCUUCUAGGCACCCCAGAGACAUCAGAGUCUCCCAAGUGGAACACUCUCCCGUGGGUUCGGAUUGGACUCAUCGCUGGAGUCUUGCUGGUCACGGUGGUGGUCCUGUGCAUUCUGGGAGCUCUACAGAAAAUUUAAAAUCUAAAGCAGGACACAUGGAUUCCCACUUCUGCGAUUCAGCGGACCUACGUACUCAAAAGGAUUUGGGUCGGCCUCUGGCUGGGUGCACAAAGAAGAGCUUCCCUGUUUGAAGAGAGGGAUUCCUGUGGUUGGCCUCACCACAGGCAAUCUGAAAGAAGACAAUGAACUGUGAAUGUGGACAAUAUUCAAGCUGUUAACAAGUGCAUAUGGUUCAGAUUUCUCCAAUAAUUCUGUAAACAGCCUUCAGUGUAAGGAAACAGCACCUGUAGGCAAGCCAUAUGUCCAUCGCUGAGAGUGUUUGUUGGUGUGAAAAUAUUUGUGAUAUUGGCAGGAGGACCCAAGUGCAGAUGACUGCUGGCCCAUUGAUGCACUGCAUCAUGGUUAUAUUUGAUAUAUUUUGCUAAAAAAGCUAUACAUGAAUUUGUGGAUGGGACCUUGAACUGCCGGCUGACAAUGCCAUUGCCUAUAUGUACAGGCUUGGGGAGUAACAGAUCACAUGUAACUUACUUACGUAAUCAGAAUACCAAAGAAAGUUAACUGAUUACAGUCAGGAAAAAUGGGGAUUAUUACCAGGAAAACUAUUUUAGAAUAUAUUAUUAUUAUUAUUAUUAUUAUUAGUUUAUCUUUAAAAAUAAACUGAGCAAGGACCCAUUUUUUAUGCUAAAAAUCUAGUUUUCAAUUUUCUUUUUCAAGUUACAUCUUACAGAAUACACUUACAUCUACUUUUUAUAAAAUUUAAAAUUUCUUUUCUAUUGUUUUUAUUUGAAUGUUUGCUGUUGAGGUAAUCCAUAAGCAAUGAAAAGUAAUCACCUUACUUUCAUAUUGUGAUAAUUGGAUUACCGUAAUUUCCGGACUAUAAACCGUUACUUUUUCAACACGCUUUGAACCCUGCGGCUUUAAACAAUGAUGCGGCUAAUCUAUAGAUUUUUACGGGCUAACGUCCUCCAGGAGGCGCUUUAGCAGGAAGCGCAAGAGUGAGACAGACAGGUGGAAGAGAUAAUGCGCCGAGGAAGACGCUAGUUUGAUUGUGUUUAGAAUUAAUUCAGUCAUUUUGUGCAUCAUGCACACACCCUCAUCAUGGAAACCACAAGAAGAAAUGCACAUGAUGCAGCUUUUAAGUUAAAGGCAAUUGAUCUGGCUGUUGAAGAAGAGCUGCUGCACAUAAGCUUGGCAUCAAUGAAUCGAUGGUGAGACGUUGGAGACAGCAGCAUUUAUUUAAUUAAAAAAUCUUUCUGUGUACCAUCUUUCUGUGUAAAUAUCUCCUGUUACAAUGUGGACACCUGCGGCUUAUAGACAAGUGCGGCCUAUACAUGUACAAUUUUUUUUUUCUUUUUAAAUUUAG